This is a messenger RNA of Anopheles darlingi, 4798 nucleotides long. RefSeq names its product AP-3 complex subunit delta (gene garnet). Gene Ontology annotation, biological process: protein targeting to vacuole; synaptic vesicle budding from endosome; neurotransmitter receptor transport, postsynaptic endosome to lysosome. The record is from RefSeq and is a predicted model, not a curated record. Gene Ontology annotation, cellular component: presynaptic endosome; endosome membrane; membrane coat. The coding region runs from base 708 to 4010 and encodes 1100 amino acids. NCBI's taxonomy places the organism in Eukaryota, Metazoa, Arthropoda, Insecta, Diptera, Culicidae. The transcript has 11 exons.
GCCAUCGCAGCAGCAUCGGAUCGGUAUCUCUUGGACCGUAUCUCGGUCCGGUGACUUGCAGCAGCUGUGCACCCAAUGCACCAGCCGAACGAGUAGUGUCUUUUCAUGGUGCUUUGGCAGUGUCCUUGGUGUGGCCAGCAGUAGCUAGCUAGAAGAGCAGGUGCCAUAUCGUAACUUUCGCGUCGCGAGUCGCCAGCAGCAGUGUUGCGUUUUCCCCUUUGCUGAGGUGGCUCCGUGUGCGUGACGGCACAGCGAGGGCGUGCGAAAGAGAGGGCAGCAUCUGGGAGCUGCAGGUUUAUUGACCGACUGGCGACGGGGGCAAGCGACGCAUGCGACUGAGCCAACUCACGUACCAGCAGUAGCGGGGUUUCGAACACGAAGAAAUACGGACCCAUCUUCAGCUGCAUCCCUCUUGUGCCCAUCAGACCAGCAGGUGUCUCCGGUUUCUGUGACUCCCUGUCUGGGGAGCGGGUUGGGACUGGAACAACGCAUACACCUUACUCAUCGGAGUGGCCACGCAUAUGACGCGGAUCACACGGGGCCUAAACUAGCGCGCAUCAGAUUCGCGGAUUUCUCCAGCUGCACACAUCCAGAGUUUCCCGGUCGCGGUCCAGCUGGUUACAGCCCCCAGCCACGAGCGGCCACCGACGCGAGCACCGACACGGGCUACAGCCGGCUGGUCACGAUCAAACGGGAGAGCCGCAACGAUGGCGCUGAAGAAGGUGAAGGGCAACUUCGAACGGAUGUUUGACAAAAACCUGACCGAUCUCGUACGCGGCAUACGCAACAACAAAGAUAACGAGGCCAAGUACAUCGCACAGUGCAUCGAGGAGAUCAAGCAGGAGCUGCGGCAGGACAACAUCAACGUGAAGAGCAAUGCGGUGGCCAAGCUGACCUACCUGCAGAUGUGCGGAUACGACAUCUCGUGGGCUGGCUUCAACAUCAUCGAGGUGAUGAGCUCCAAUCGGUUCACGUGCAAGCGGAUCGGCUACCUGGCGGCCAGCCAGUGCUUUCACCCGGACAGCGAGCUGCUGAUGCUCACGACUAACAUGAUCCGGAAGGAUCUCAGCUCGACCAAUCAGUACGAUGCUGGGGUCGCCCUGUCCGGUCUUAGCUGCUUCAUCUCGACCGAUUUGUCGCGCGAUCUCGCCAACGACAUCAUGACCCUGAUGAGCUCCACGCGGCCGUACCUGCGGAUGAAGGCGGUGCUGAUGAUGUAUAAGGUGUUCCUGCGCUACCCGGAGGCACUACGGCCCGCCUUUCCGAAACUGAAGGAAAAGCUCGAGGAUCCGGACCCGAGCGUUCAGUCGGCGGCCGUUAACGUGAUAUGCGAGCUGGCACGCAAAAAUCCCAAGAACUACUUGUCCCUCGCACCCAUCUUCUUCAAGCUGAUGACCACCUCCACCAACAACUGGAUGCUGAUCAAGAUCAUUAAGCUGUUUGGUGCUUUAACUCCGCUAGAACCCCGAUUAGGCAAAAAGCUUAUUGAACCGUUGACCAAUUUGAUUCAUAGUACCUCCGCGAUGAGUCUUCUCUACGAGUGCAUCAACACCGUGAUUGCCGUAUUGAUCAGCAUUAGCAGCGGUAUGCCCAAUCACAGUGCUUCCAUUCAGUUGUGUGUGCAGAAGCUGCGCAUCCUCAUCGAGGAUUCGGACCAGAACUUAAAGUAUCUGGGGCUGUUGGCAAUGUCAAAAAUAUUGAAGACACACCCGAAGAGCGUGCAAACACACAAGGACCUCAUACUCGCCUGUUUGGACGACAAGGACGAAUCGAUUCGCCUCCGGGCGCUCGAUCUGCUCUACGGCAUGGUAUCGAAGAAGAAUCUGAUGGAGAUUGUGCGACGGCUGCUGGGACAUAUGGAGCGUGCCGAAGGUUCGUCGUAUCGGGACGAGCUACUAUUCAAGGUGAUUGAGAUCUGCUCGCAAGGUUCAUAUCAGUACGUGACCAACUUUGAAUGGUAUCUGACGGUGCUGGUGGAGUUGAUUUUGCUGGAGUCGGGCUCAAAGCACGGCCAACUGAUCGCCGCCCAGUUGCUGGACGUAGCUAUCCGCGUGCAGGCAGUGCGCUCGUUCGCCGUCAACGAGAUGGCCACACUGCUGGCCUCCUAUCCGGUAUCCUCCGUCCCGAACGGUACCAUGCACGAGGUACUGUACGCCGCUGCCUGGAUUGUCGGCGAAUUCGGCAGCUGCCUGACCAAACCGGAGCAAACGCUGGCCGUGCUGUUGCAACCGCGACCCGUCCCGGGGCACAUUCUGGCAGUUUACGUGCAGAAUGCACUCAAACUGUUCGCCUACCUUGCCGGACGGGACAGUGACGAUGUGGGGGCCCUGCGUGCCCACUGUGACACGUUUCUGGCCGGUUUGCCUGCCUUUCUCAGCUCCGCUGAUAUUGAGGUGCAGGAGCGUGCCAGUUCUACCUUCAUUCUGGUGAAGCUUCUGCGCGAGCAGUUGGACGACGCGAACACCACUGUGCCACCAAUCAUCGAAUGUCAAACGGCUAACAUAAUCGGUGAUUUUGCAUCAUCUACGGAACGUCGCAGUAGUGGCAGCAAUCAAGCUAGUAACGAUAAGCUGAUGCUGGACGGCGAAGAAGAACCAGCUGCAGGUGCAGGGCCGUCGGAGACAGUGGGUCCACCGCUGCGAGCCCAGCAGCUGGUCCACGAAAUCUGCGAACUGUUCCGUUGCGAGCUGAACCCGGUGGCGCCCAAAGCGCAACGUAAAGUGCAAUUGCCUGAUGGUCUCGAUCUGGACGUGUGGAUCAACACACCACCGGCGUCCGGAUCGGCCGACGGUAGCAGCAGCGCCGACGGGGCAUCCAGCGAGGACGAGAAAAAGCUGUUCCCAAUCUUCCUCGGUGACAAUGGCCGCCAGGGGCUCGACACUAACGGCGAUGGUCGUUCAUCGUCCUAUAAGCGCGUAGAGUGCACGAAGGAAGAGCUUGAAAAGAUGCGUGAGGCACGACUGUUGGAGCAAACGAACAAUCCGAACUAUCUCAAAACGACCAAAAAGGGCAAUGGUACGAAGGAAAACUACGCAGACAUUCCGAUCGCAGAGAUUGCUCUCGAUGUACCGCUACAGAUACAUUCCACAAAACGGUCGGAACGAUAUCUUAUGCAAGACCGACGGACUGGUGAUGCCGGAGGGGGCUCAUCGAAGGGUUCCAAGAGUGCUGGCAAAAAGGCAAAAAAGCGUGGUAAGAAAGGCAAACGCUACUCAGAAGAGUCGGAUUCGGAAAGCGAUGAUCCGAAGCCAUUGCACAUUGUUAACACCGUAAUUGAGCUUCCCGAGGGUGCGAUUCUUUCGGAUUCCGAGGACAAAAACAAUGAAGAUCCAAACGAUCCGCAUCGGGCACUGGACAUCGAUCUAGACGCACCAUUAGAGGACGAACGCCCCGUAAGGAGGGCGGUGUCGUCCGCUAUCGGACCGAAAGUAUCACCGUUGGCAGUGGGCGGUACCGGUGGAUCGAGUCUGGCUCACUUGCAACUUACUACCGGUUCUAGCAACGAAGCAACAGCCAGCGCAAGGAAAGGCGGAAAGGUAGCGCGGCGCGUAACCGACACCACCGCGAGCAACGAGAAACCGUCGCACGGCAACGACCGGAAGCGAAAAAAGAAAAAGAAGGAAUAUAAAGAAGGUGACACCAGGAGUAGUCCGAUGAUACUGAUGCUCGACGUGAGGCCGACAUCCGAUGCCUCCCAACACCACCGGUCAUCCAGUAAGCGCGCAGGUAAAAAACAAACGUCCGCAAGCGGGAGCAAUCUCUUGGAGGAUACCAUAGCCACCGUGGGCGAUGAUGGAAUGCCUGUGUCCGUAAACCCGCCACUGGACGAUGGUAGCGUGGAGUGUUCCAAUGACGCGAAACGCAAAGCGCUGGUGAAAAAGAGUAGUAAGAAGUCAAAGAACCGCGACCGAGAGUCACGGUCUUCCCUGAAAGGUGGUUCCAGGCAACUGGACGACCAACCAAAACCGGGCUACGAGGAGAUGCUUACGCCGGCCAAGGAUAUGAUGUAAGUGGGGAAGCGCAGAUGAACCCAAAACAACAGCAAAAGAUAGGCAAACCCCAGAAUACUCUCAUUCCUCAACAAUGCUUUUCUUUGGUGCGAACUGAAUCGAAUAAUUGUGCGGAAAAUUGCCAAGUAAAAAGCAAAAUGAGUUAGACUAGCCGAGUCAAACAGGCGAAAGGAGCACGAGAAAGAACCUAGGCGCAGGUGUUAAAAGAAAACAGGAAUACGGUCCGAAUCGUUGUCGAUACGAUGCGAUUUGCGGCGACCAAUUUACCGACGAUUGUGUUGCGUGGAAGAUUGUUUCAUUAUUAUUCAUCGUCCAUACAAGGGUAGGGUCGCUAGGGCGACCUUAACAUUAUUAUCCUUAUUUUUAUAAUAACUAUUAUUAACAUUAUUAUCAUUACCUAUCACCAUUUCGUGCACGCUUUUGGUUAGUUUUUGGGCGUUCCGGGCGGCUGGAAUUCCGGGUGAUUAAACUCAACCAUCCAAAGCACACCGGGACCGGUGUUGUCCCUGCGGUGCGGUUGGUGGUGUUCUGAAUUUUGUGGGUGCAAUUGCGAUGCGAAAUGGAGAGAGAAUGAAUUUAGCAAAACUAAAAAACAAAAGUGCAGAAAAGAGAGAAUGUUAACUUUGUGGAUCCGAGACCGAGACCGUGGAUUUCCUUACCCCCAGCUUGCGAGUGGCGUCUCAAAUGGAACAAAAAAUCGAUGGAAAUAAGAAACAGAAUGUAAACGAAACAAUAAAAUCACCCGCCAGCAGAAAGUUGCACCUUUUUGCGGAUAUAUAUAUACAUGU